Messenger RNA from Durio zibethinus, 1020 nucleotides. RefSeq lists its product as uncharacterized. NCBI's taxonomy places the organism in Eukaryota, Viridiplantae, Streptophyta, Magnoliopsida, Malvales, Malvaceae. The record is from RefSeq and is a predicted model, not a curated record.
AAAUUAAAACAAAUGGAGAUGGGCCAUCGCUGCUGCAGCAAACAGAAGGUUAAAAGAGGUUUAUGGUCUCCUGAAGAAGAUGACAAGCUCAUCAAACAUAUCACUUCCCAUGGCCAUGGAAGUUGGAGCUCUGUUCCUAAACUUGCUGGCUUGCAGAGAUGUGGAAAGAGCUGCAGAUUGAGAUGGAUCAACUACUUAAGACCAGACCUCAAGAGAGGUUCCUUCACAGCUGAAGAAGAACAGAUCAUCAUUGAUGUUCAUAGAAUUUUAGGCAAUAGAUGGGCUCAGAUAGCCAAGCAUCUUCCUGGAAGAACAGACAAUGAAGUGAAGAACUUUUGGAACUCUUGCAUUAAGAAGAAGCUGCUCUCACAAGGCCUGGACCCAAAAACCCACAAUCUCCUUUCUUCUCGUCAAAGAGCCUCGAAUAAACUUGCAUGCCAUUAUUCAUCAUCUCUACCACAACAACAAUCCUUCACAGUUUUCAAUAUGAGUUCACAGAAUAGAGAUGCCAACAUGGUUAUGAUGAACCCUCCUGUUCUUACACUUCCUGCACCACCACCACCUCCUCCUGAUCAAUCCAUGGCAAUGCAGAUUGCUAACUCUGAAUGUGAAGGCCAUAAUGUUCUUGGAACUUGUUAUGGUCAGAAUCUUAAUGAAUCCACCAUAUUCCCUUAUGGUUCGUCCAUGGACAGCACGAUUAUUACAUCUUCAUCUUCUUCCUCAAUUCAAUUAUGUGGGUUUAAUAAUCUCUUGGACGAAAAUCCUUGCAUUUGGGAUGCUAAUGCUAUGGUUGAAACCUUUGAAGAACCAAGAGUGGAAGGGGUAAAACCACAAGAACAACAACAACAGCAAGAGAAGGAGAAGAUUUCCGAGAUGGCAAUGGACAAAAUUGAUGAAAUGAGUAUGGAUGCUUCAUUUGAGAAUUGUAGCUUUGACCUGGGCCUUCUUGAGUCCACACUCUUCCCUCCAGCAAUGUGUCGUGAUUUGAGCUCCAUGGAUGAUUUUGCAUGGAACUUUUAG